UGUUCUUGUUGUUGUUGUUUCUAAGAAGCAAAGGAGAGACAGUGACUAAAAAACUACACAAAAUCCUAGUCCCAUUAACAUGUGCUAAGUUUUUCAACCCUCUCCCAAUCUCCCUGAUUUAACAUUCAUUAAAAUCAAAAUCAAAUCUUGAAGCCUUUUUUGUCUAUUAAACCCAAAAGAGAGUGGCCUCCACCUCCAACCCAUCUCUUCAAGAAACAACAAGAUUCUCCCAAAUACAGCUUGGAAGAAAAAAGUGUCUCUUUUGAAAAAAACAACUCACCCCCAUUCACCAAAACCCUCACUUUUUUUUCUUUAUUCCUUUGCAAUUUUUUUCAAUUUUGGAUUCCCUCCGUCACUUUCCUCAUCUCAGAACCAAACAAGGAGAAAGAAGAAACACCAUCAUCAUUUUUUCUGCAAUGCCUAAUUUCUGAGAUAGAAACCCUAAUUUUGAAUUUCUGACACCUGAAUUGGGUGAAAUUGAAAGAACAAACCCAGAAGCUAGAACCGUGAAUCUGCAUCGAAACAGAGGAAGAAAAAUCGUGGGCACCCUUCAAAAUCGCAUUUUUUCCCGUGGAGAUGUCUCAGCUGAAGCAAAUGUCGCACACCGAUAGUGCCCCUUCGACGCCGGGGAAGUUCAAGAUGGAGAAGGCCUCCUACUUCAACCGCGCACGGUGGCACGCCUCGCCGGCGAAGCUCGCCUUGUGGUCAAUCGUUUUCUCGGCGGCGAUCUUGAUCUUCUUUUUCCGGUCGCCGGCGACGUCAUCUAUCUCCGCUGAUCCCUCCCGGCGUUCCCUCAGGACAUCCAACUGGGGCGGUCCGGUCUGGGAGAAGAAGGUUCGGUCCUCUGCCAGGGUCCGGUCCAGGAAUGGAUUCUCCGUUCUGGUCACCGGCGCCGCGGGUUUCGUCGGGACACAUGUGUCCGCCGCCUUGAAGCGCCGCGGUGAUGGGGUGCUGGGAAUUGACAACUUCAAUGACUACUAUGACCCUUCUCUGAAGCGUUCACGCCAGGCCCUGUUGGAGCGUACCGGGGUGUUCAUUGUGGAAGGUGAUAUCAAUGAUGCUGCGCUGUUGAAGAAGCUCUUUGAGGUUGUGCCGUUCACGCAUGUGAUGCAUUUGGCUGCUCAGGCUGGUGUGAGGUAUGCUAUGGAGAAUCCUGGCUCUUAUGUGCAUAGUAACAUUGCUGGUUUUGUCAAUUUGCUUGAGGUUUGUAAGACUGUGAACCCUCAACCUGCUAUUGUGUGGGCUUCUUCUAGCUCAGUUUAUGGGUUGAAUACUAAGGUCCCCUUUUCUGAGAAGGAUAGGACUGACCAGCCUGCUAGCUUGUAUGCUGCUACUAAGAAGGCUGGUGAAGAGAUUGCUCAUACUUAUAACCAUAUAUAUGGCCUUUCCUUGACCGGUUUGAGGUUCUUCACUGUUUAUGGACCUUGGGGUAGGCCUGACAUGGCCUACUUCUUCUUCACUAAGGAUAUUUUGAAGGGGAAGAGCAUCCCCAUCUUUGAGGCUGCGAAUCAUGGCACCGUUGCUAGGGAUUUUACUUACAUUGAUGACAUUGUGAGGGGCUGCUUGGGUGCGUUGGAUACCGCGGAGAAGAGCACUGGCAGUGGCGGGAAGAAGAAGGGGCCGGCGCAGUUGAGGGUGUUCAAUCUGGGGAAUACUUCUCCUGUCCCGGUGAGUGAGCUUGUGAGCAUUUUGGAGAGGCUGUUGAAGGUUAAGGCGAAGAGGAACGUGAUGAGGUUGCCGCGGAAUGGGGAUGUGCAGUUUACUCAUGCAAACAUUAGCUACGCGCAGAGGGAGCUUGGGUAUAAGCCUGUCACAGAUCUUCAGGCUGGUUUGAAGAAAUUUGUGCGGUGGUACCUGAACUACUAUUCUGGUGGGAAGAAAGCUGUUGAGUGACAGAUUCUUUUAGCCACAUGAUUGGAUCUUUGAAUUCUUGUUCAUUGUGAUUCUUGUGAUUGUUCCUUAAUUAGCAUUUCUUUGUUAGUUGCAUGAUCACCAUGUUUCAUAGCUGUCAAAGAUACCAUAUCAGGAGGAAACAAGGUUCCUGCACUGAGGAAGUUUUGUUGCCGGUGGAGACUGGAGAUUAAUGCCUCUGGGAACCUAUUUCCAGUGUCAAAGAAAACAAGAUACAUCAUAUUCUCUUUUAUUCUUUUUUCCUGAAUGUAAUUGUUGUAGUUUUAGAAAUGUAGCAUUCAUGACUGAUAGAGCAUAUGCUGAUUGGUGGCAGUGUAUAAUUGUUAAGAAAAAAUGAGUAAAAUCAUACAAUAGUUUGAUUUCCAGUUUUCGGACUGAAUGAAUCAAUAAGACAUGUAUUUUAUUUGCAUAUGUAAUUUUUCAGCUAUAAAUGAACUCCUGUAUUAGUAA
Lotus japonicus is the source of this 2361-nucleotide messenger RNA. RefSeq names its product UDP-glucuronate 4-epimerase 3. NCBI's taxonomy places the organism in Eukaryota, Viridiplantae, Streptophyta, Magnoliopsida, Fabales, Fabaceae. The record is from RefSeq and is a predicted model, not a curated record. The transcript has a single exon. The coding region runs from base 577 to 1893 and encodes 438 amino acids.